This is a messenger RNA of Soboliphyme baturini, 261 nucleotides long. The record is from the annotation of a GenBank genome assembly. Lineage: Eukaryota; Metazoa; Nematoda; Enoplea; Dioctophymatida; Soboliphymatidae.
AUGCUCGAUGGCCCUGAUUCUGACUACAGUUCCUCUUCGGAGUCAGAAUCUGAUGAUGACAAAACCAUGAUGCCUUCUGCUACCGACCCCGGGCAAGAAGAAGUCUUGUUCGAAAGAAGCGACGACAGUUGCCUUGAGCUGUCCACCGCUGUUCAAGAAAUUGAGCGGCAGCGAAGCAGCUCUGCUGCACCGAAAAAACGCCUGAAGUUGAGAAUGACCUUGGAAAAGAAGUCGUCGAAGCCGAAGAUCGAAGAAGUGUAA